AUGUCACGCCGCCGCUUCCGCCUCCCCGUGCCCGACCGGCUCAAGGGCCUGCCGUUCCCCGUGGUCCGCAUCAUUGCGGCCCUCGUGACCGUCAACCUGCUCGUCUGGGCCGCCGUCGCGCCCGUGCUGCACUUCUACCCGGCCAUGAUCAGCCCCGCGGUGCUCUCGUACACGCUGGGCCUCCGCCACGCCCUCGACGCCGACCACAUCAGCGCCAUCGACCUCAUGACCCGCCGCCUCAUCGCCUCGGGCCAGCGGCCCGUCACCGUCGGCACCUUCUUCAGCCUCGGCCACUCGACCAUCGUCAUCAUCACGUGCAUCGUCGUCGCCGCCACCUCGGGUGCCCUCCGUGACCGCUUCGACAACUUUGCCUACAUCGGUGGCAUCAUCGGCACCAGCGUCAGUGCGGCGUUCCUGAUCCUGCUGUGUCUCGGCAACAGCUGGGUGCUGUAUCGGCUCGUGCAGAGGCUGCGGGCCACGCUGCGCGAGGAUGACCCGCACCACUAUGGCCAGGCUAGCGAGCAUGGUGCGGUCGCUGCCGAUGGGCAGGACGCCGCUGUGAAUGACCUGCAGCUCGAGGGCGCGGGGUUCCUGGCCAACGUGUUCCGGAAGCUCUUCCGCAUCGUGGACAGGCCGUGGAAGAUGUACCCCCUGGGGGUGCUCUUUGGGCUGGGCUUCGACACCAGUUCCGAAAUUGCCAUCCUGGGGAUCGCUAGUGUCCAGGGUGCGCAAGGCACUAGUCUCUGGGUCAUCUUGAUCUUUCCCUUGCUCUUCACUGCCGGCAUGUGCAUGCUCGACACCACGGACGGCGCCCUCAUGAUGUCCCUGUACACCUCCAAGGCCUUUGCCCGCGACCGCGUCGCCAUCUUGUACUACUCGAUCGUCCUCACCACCAUCACCAUUGUCGUCGCCGCGUUCAUCGGCUGCAUCCAGGUCCUCUCGCUCGCGCAGAACAUUGUUCAGCCCGAAGAGGGCGAGUCGCCGUUCUGGGACGGGCUGUCAGCCAUCAGCGAUCAUUUUGACGUCAUUGGUGGAUCAAUCUGCGGCCUGUUCUUGGUGGUCGGGUUGGGCUCGGUGCUAGUGUACAAGCCAUGGCGCAGAAUGCUCGGCAAACCCCCUGAGGACCAGACUCCCAGGAAACUCGCUUGCUGCGGUCCAGAGACUUCAGAUCAGUCUGAUGAUAGUGUCUUCUGCGUCGGCAAAGUGUGA
Microdochium trichocladiopsis is the source of this 1209-nucleotide messenger RNA. RefSeq names its product Ni2+/Co2+ transporter transition metal uptake transporter. Gene Ontology annotation, biological process: nickel cation transmembrane transport. Gene Ontology annotation, cellular component: plasma membrane. The record is from RefSeq and is a predicted model, not a curated record. NCBI's taxonomy places the organism in Eukaryota, Fungi, Ascomycota, Sordariomycetes, Xylariales, Microdochiaceae. Gene Ontology annotation, molecular function: nickel cation transmembrane transporter activity. The transcript has 3 exons. Bases 1 to 1209 code for a protein of 402 amino acids.